Messenger RNA from Drosophila arizonae, 2274 nucleotides. Its product is annotated as ATP-binding cassette subfamily G member 4. Gene Ontology annotation, cellular component: plasma membrane. NCBI's taxonomy places the organism in Eukaryota, Metazoa, Arthropoda, Insecta, Diptera, Drosophilidae. Gene Ontology annotation, molecular function: ATP binding; ABC-type transporter activity; ATP hydrolysis activity. Gene Ontology annotation, biological process: transmembrane transport. The record is from RefSeq and is a predicted model, not a curated record.
GAAAACCCUCCACCUCUAAAAACAACAAAAACAGAAAUUCACAAUGGAUCAAACGCGCAGUAUAUAUAGCAAGCAGUCCAAGGAUGUCGAGUUUCAGGACGUUUUCUACACAGUGGAUAGGCGCACAAGUUUCUUCCGCUUCGCUGGGCAGCAGCAAAUCUUGAAAGGUGUAAGCGGCAGCUUCCGCAAUGGACAACUAUCGGCUAUAAUGGGCCCCUCGGGGGCAGGAAAAAGCAGUUUGUUGAAUGCGAUAUCGGGUUUCAGAACAACUGGCGUCAAAGGCAACAUCAAAAUGAGACGAGAUAAUGCCUGUUAUAUAACGCAGGACGAUCACCACCAGACACUGCUCACGGUCGAGGAGCUAAUGAAUCUCUCAUGUGACCUGAAACUGAAGCAGCGCCACAAAAAGGAGGAGAUGCUUACGGAAAUACUCAAGAAUCUGAAUCUCAAUCAUCGCCGCAACGUCACCGCCGAAAAGCUGAGCGGCGGCGAGAGGAAGCGGCUGUCCAUUGCGCUCGAGCUGGUCGACAAUCCGAACAUCUUCUUUCUCGACGAGCCGACCAGCGGGCUGGACGAGGUGACGGCGGCGCAGUGCAUCCGUCUGCUGAAGGCCAUGGCACAGGAGGGUCGCACCAUUGUCUGCACCAUCCAUCAGCCCUCGGCCACCAUCUACAACUACUUCGAUAGCAUCUAUGUGCUGGCCAAGGGCCAAUGCGUCUUCCAGGGCACUCCGCAGGCCACGAUACCCUUUCUGCGUCUGGCACAGAUUGACUGCCCAAGGCACUACAGCCCCUCGGAUUACAUCAUUGAGGUAAUUGAUGCUGAGGAAGGACAUAUGGUUCCGUUGCUGAGUGAGCUGACGGAAAACGGCAAGCUCACUUAUCACACCAAGCACCCGGACUUGCCUCUGGAGCCAAUGCAGGCCAUCACAACGCUGUUCGUGGAGCAGCCGAAGCGUCAAUUCUUGCCCGCAUUCUUCGCCGGCUCAGCUGCAUCCACAGAUGGCACAUUGAUGGGCGCUGCAGGCGCUCUGCUCGAGCAGGUGAAGGUCUUCUCGCAGCAUCUGCAGACAGAGCGUCGCGACAUCUCUGGGGUGCAGCAGUUUCUGGUGCUGAUGCGCGUCAUGCUGCUGCGCACCAUGCGUGCCCGGCUAGCAUUGGCCAUACAGCUGCUCCAUCACACGCUGUGUGGCCUGUUCUUUGGCUUAAUCUUCUUCCAGCUGGGCAAUCAGGGCGGACGCAUGUUCGAUCACUUGAAGUUCUGCAUUGGCGCUGUGCUCAUGAUCGUCUACACCCAGGUGAUGGUGCCCAUACUCAGCUAUCCCGCAGAAGUUAAGGUAGUCAAAAAGGAGACCUUCAACCGAUGGUAUUCGCUCAUGCCGUACUAUAUGGCGUUAAGUGUUUCUCGGCUGCCGCUGCAGGUGCUUCUGAAUCUUACCUUCAUGGCCAUGACUUAUUGGAUGUCCGGACUGCCCGAGCAGAUGUGGCGCUUCUGUAUUUUUGUGGCCGUCGGACUGAUGAUCUCCCUCGUGGCGGAGGGCAUGGGCCUGGCAAUUGGCGCUACCUUCAGUAUAACGAAUGGCAGCGUGGUGGGUCCAAUGAUUAUAGCACCGCUCAUGGGUCUGGCUAUUUAUGGAUUUGAUUUUGCCUCUCAAAUUCCUGGAGCCAUGAAUGUCCUCAUGAAGUUUAGUUAUGUGCGUGUAGGCGUGGUAGCCCUAAUAUUGGCCGUGUUUGGUUUCCAGCGUGAGGAACUGGACUGCGAUGAGAUCUACUGCCACUUCAGUGAUCCCCGAGUGCUGUUGAAAUUCCUGGACGUCGACAAGGUAUCGAUACUUCAUCAGUUCGGGCUGCUGGCUAUGCUGAUGAUCUUCUUCCGUGUGAUUGUGUACAUCAGCUUGCGAAAGCGCUGCUACACAUGAGCAGCAGCUAUAUAUAAUAUCUAUAUAUGUAUAUAUAGUUAUAGAAAAACGUCUAUGCUGUGAUUUGGUCUUAUACACCCACACGUAGUGCAGGUGUUUAACUAGUAAUAGAAACUUAACUUACAGUUGUACAUACUUCAAACUGUUAAAUGUAUUUUGUGCUCAGUUGAUUGCCCCUUGUAAACCCUAAUGUAAGUCGGUGCUUAGAUACCCACUAAUAAUGUAAAUAUGUCACAAAUAUAUCUAAUAUAGGUAAUAUAUGUUGACAAACGCACUUUAAUGCCUUUUAUAUAAGAUUAAUUGUUUGUAAGAGUUCUGGUAAUAGUGACGUACAUUUAUAAGAGAAAUUAUAUUUU